CUGGUGAACUACAGAGCGCACGGCGCAGCGCUUGGGGAUAACACGGGCGCGCAGUUUUGGCUCUCUUACAUGGACUUUAACAGGUGAAAUAUUGAAAGAUAAACUCAUGUAACUACGCUGCUGUUUUUAUUCUGGUGGCUCGAACCCGCAACUCACUCAGAAUUAAUUGUGGCCGCGGGAGGAGUGCGACGCUCUUCAUCCCGGGACCGCAAGCUCCCUGCGCUCAACGGAAUAAUUAGUACCCGACGCGUGCCAGCUGUCCAGGACAGUGGACCCCGAAGAGGACACGCUGGAGACUGACGGACACUGACAAGUUUCACAGCGUGUGUAAUCUCCGUUUGCCAGGACUGGAGAGAAAGUGUUGUUGACGCUGAUCUCCCUCUAAUGCGUCUUCUCCCCAGCAUCUAUUGAUGGACUGACAUUUGGAAUAACCUUCCUCCUUCCGUUUCUCAGCCGGUUUUAGUCGAUAUCUCAGCCCGAAAUGGUGCCGUGUAUCAUUUUCAUCGCCUUGUUUGUCACUGUGGUUCAAUCCCAAGAAAUCCAGCCCUUACAGGCAUCAUCCUCUAUUAGCGAGUCUUGUGACUCCCUGUGCUCCUGCGAGGUGAAAGAUGGCGUCCUUCAUCUUAACUGUGAGGAGAGAAACAUCAGCAAGAUCUCCCAAAUCAAAAUCCCGUCAGGUGUGCCCUUCCACCUGAACCUUUACAAAAAUGACUUGGUCGAGCUCCGUGCGGAGGAAAUGGAAGGGCUUAACAACGCACUGUCACUGCAUAUUGGGGGCAACAGCAUACAAGAGCUGGAACCAGGGGUCUUCAGCACGCUCGGUUCACUGAAAAAACUGCACAUAAAUAGCAAUUUCCUCGUUACGCUGAAAGAGGAUACUUUUCAAGGCCUGGUGAAUUUAGAGUUUCUACAGGCCGACACAAAUUUCAUUCGGGUCAUUGAGCCGGGGGCCUUCAACAAACUAAUCCGCCUCAAGGUUCUGAUCCUGAAUGACAAUACCAUCGAGUUUUUGCCCAACAAUAUUUUCCGGUUCGUGCCCCUCACACACCUGGACUUGCGAGGGAACAAGCUCCAAACGCUGCCUUAUGUGGGAUUUUUGGAGCACAUCGGCAGGAUAAUGGAGCUCCUGCUGGAGGACAACGACUGGGUCUGUGACUGUGAUAUUUUACAUCUAAAAAUCUGGAUGGAGAACAUGAGGGCCCAGUCAGCAAUCGGGGAUGUGGUCUGCAGCACCCCACAUCAACUCAAGGGUAUCAUUCUGGCUAAAGUGAAGCGGGACGUUCUGUGCUCACACACAGACAUUAACCUGGAGGAGCCAUCGAAGUCGCUGGAUAUGGUUGUCACUCCCUCAUCCAAAGUGUCUCAGAUUCCCAAGUUGAUCAAUGCCAAAGAUGACGCCAAGGUGCCGACACCUUCUCAUUUUCCUGGUAGUCCUUGUGUGGAACACUGCUCCUGUCACAAUCACCCUGUGGCUGGCUUUCUGAUGCAUUGUCAGGACAGAGGGAUUCAAAAGGUGUCUGAUAUCGGAAUACUUCAGCAGAGCCCCACUAAACUGGUCAUGACAGGAAACAUGAUUCAGAAACUUUUGAAAUAUGAUUUUGUCACAUAUGACAGUUUAGAGAUGCUCAACUUGGCGAACAACAGAAUUGAUUACAUCGAUAAUGAAACGUUCCUGAGUCUGAGCAGCUUGAAAAAGCUCUACCUUAAUGGCAAUAGGAUUGAAAAACUGUUCUCUACAAUGUUCGUGGGUCUCCACAACCUUGAAUACCUGUAUCUGGAAUAUAACCUCAUCAAAGAGAUAUCUCCCGGCACAUUUAAUCCCCUGCCAAACCUGAAGCUGUUGUCAUUAAAUAACAACCUACUCAGCUCUCUACCCGUGCAGAUAUUCCGCAAUGUUCCCCUCACCAAAUUAAACUUGAGGAAAAAUCUACUUAUGCACCUGCCAGUGAGCAACGUGCUGGAUCAACUUGAUGCCCUGGAGCAAAUCUAUUUAGAGGACAACCCCUGGGACUGCAGUUGUGACUUGCUCAGCCUCAAACAAUGGGUGGAGAAACUCAGAAAGGACACAGUGGUGGGCUCCAUCUUGUGUCACACCCCAAAGAAUGUGAUGCAGGCUGAGCUGCGAAGUCUACGUCAUGAGACACUCUGUGCCGGUUUAGGAACGUACUACCCAAGUGAGGAGGAGAGUGUGACGGCUACUUUGGGGCCUGACAGCGGUGGCAAGGGUCUGUUUAGCGCACUCACAGACACCAUCCCUCUCUCUGUGCUCAUCUUGAGCCUUCUGGUUUUCGUCCUCAUGAUUAUAUUCUGCUCCGCGGGGUUGGUGGUGUUUGUGGUUCACCGGCGGAGGAGAAGGGCAAAGAGAAAAUCAGCGGAGGAGCAGCCCAGAGAGAACUCCAACAGUAGCCCCAUCCACUUACAUUACAGCAUGUAUGGUCAGAAGACCACACACCACACUCUGACCCAGAGAACGGGCUCUUCCGCUCUGUACGAAGAGAGAUCGCACAGUCCUAUCGUCCAGAUCUGUCGCAACCCCACCUACUGCUCCCAGCACAAGGAGCACGAUGCAGAGUUGGAUUAUAGCCUCGACGACUCCAGCACCAAGCACCACGUCUGCAGGAGUAUCAUGGAGAAAGAGAACACGUCUCCUCUCACGGGGAACCCCGGCGUUAAGUUCCGACCUGUGACCGGGGAGUGUCCCGCAGAGUUUGUCACACUCGGGAAUCCCAACUCCUUGUACCGGAACAUUCUGGAGCGGGAGAAGGAGCUGCAGCAGCUCGGAAUAACAGAGUACCUUCGGAAAAACAUGCCCCAGCUCCAAUCUGCUGUAGACAUGCAAGUCCCGGGGCAACAGAAGGAGUUAAAGCUAAUGGAGACCAUUAUGUACACAAGACCACGCAAGGUCAUGCUUGAGCAAACUAAAAACGAAUACUUUGAACUAAAGGCUAACCUGCAUACUGAGCCGGACUACUUAGAGGUUCUGGAGCAUCAAACUGCAUUUAACUGAGCUUAAGCAGAGAGAGAGAGAAAAAAAAACUGUAUAUCUUAUGUUUGAACCAAGUGCCUUUUCCUGUUUGCCCUGUUAUACGUUCCACAGUGUGAAAUAUGUAUCAUGGGCACAUCACAUUAAGUUAAACUGUAGCACAGAAUGUAACUGGUUUAUUAUUUUGUUACUAUCUUCUGACAGCCAUGUUAUGUAGCUGGUAAAAAGGUGUCAUUUAUUUUUUUUUAUUUUUUUUGGCCAAAUGUAACUUAAGGAAAGCUGUCAUUGUCUGUUGAUCAGGCCUGGGUUUAUAAAAAAAAAAAAAAAAAAAAAAGCCUUGUUGAAAUCCACUCAAUAAGCUUUUAAAGAUGGACUAAAUUUCCACGGCAUUACAGCAGCCAAAUGAAGGGUUCCACAGCUCAAACACACACACACACACACAUGCUCACACAUGAGGAUAAAGCAGAUGUUUAGAAAGAAGUGAGUGUAUUUCAAUCACUGCUUGACCCAGAAUUGCUAUUUAAUCAGUCUAUCCUGAAUGGGUAUGACCUGAUUAAACCCACUGUCAACAGAAGCCAGAUGGAAAGCUGUAACCAGAAUGCUCAUUGUGCCGUAGAGUCAGCGAAAUGCCAACUUGUACACUGGAAAACACUGAGAGACUGUGGUGCCACUGCUGUUUCUUUUCGUCAACCUAUUUAACCGCAGUCAUGGGAUGUUUAUUUAUUUUUGUACAAGCCGUCGACCUUCACAGAAACUAUUUUUUUCCUUUGGUUUUCUAUCAAUCAUUAAAUAUAGCACUUAAAAAGUACAGUAUAUAAUUCACCACUGUAAUCUUGUAAAAACGACAUUGCACUAAUCGAAUGCCAUUGGAUAGUGCAUGACAAUCAAGAGAGUCCUGCUGAAACAGUUUGGUUUAUUAUUUCUAUUAUUAUUAUUAUUAUUAUUUUACUUUCGUUUUUUUUUCAGUGUGUACUUGUGUUUGUGCGUGAGAGAGGUUGUGUUUCAUGUCACAAGUUCAUGUGUGAUUUCACAUGGAACCGCAGUCGGGAGCAUUGCCCGCAGCCACAGAUCUGGAACAGUUUAUUUUGGAUUGAUUAGAGAUGGGGCGUAUAAACCCAUUAGCACAUGAAUGGUUAUUGACGAGCAGCAUUACUCAGAUAUCCACAGACAAGCAGUGGACUGCUGGUGACUGACAUUUUCCAGUGUGGACAUUGUCACUGUUCAGGAUUUAAACUGCACACUCCACUCACUGAAAACAGUUCAUGUAAGCACACACCCUGUAGCUUCUUCUUUUUUUUUUAUUUUAGAUCGAAUUAUUUAUUCUGUAUAUUUUGUAUAUACUUGUGUUCCAUUAUAUCCCUGUUUUAUUUGUGUGCCUUCAGUGCUGUACAGAAUAUACACAGAAGUUGUAACCGAUAAAGAGGAAAAUAAAGAAUUGCAAUAUGAC
Solea solea (common sole) is the source of this 4430-nucleotide messenger RNA. RefSeq names its product SLIT and NTRK-like family, member 6 (gene slitrk6). Gene Ontology annotation, molecular function: protein binding. NCBI's taxonomy places the organism in Eukaryota, Metazoa, Chordata, Actinopteri, Pleuronectiformes, Soleidae. Gene Ontology annotation, biological process: regulation of presynapse assembly; positive regulation of synapse assembly; axonogenesis. The transcript has 2 exons. Gene Ontology annotation, cellular component: membrane. The record is from RefSeq and is a predicted model, not a curated record. Bases 482 to 3007 code for a protein of 841 amino acids.